AUGUCAACCAGAACAAGCACCCGCACAAGCACGGUCUUGAGUUCCCAAAGGACUCAGCAGAAAUCCCAGGAAAAUCCCAAACCUUUCAACAAACGACCAGCGAGGAGUGACCACAGUCAAGCUGUACCUGUCAAAGUGCGAAAGCUCUCGCGCUCCGAUAGUGCAACCCGAAGAGCUUAUGUUGAGAUCCCAGCCAAAACUCUGGCUUCAGCCCUUAAGCGACGUGAAGAGAGUAUUUCUUUGCGCAAGGACCCGCCCGCCGCUGUGGUGCCUGCGAAGAGGUCACCGGGAAAAGUGCGAUUUUUUCAGCAAGGAUCGACGCAGGGCAGUCGUCGUCCUCCUAAAGAACAACCCCAAGGUAACAUUCAAACCUCAGGCGACACGGUUCAAGUCGUGGUGCAACUACCGAGCCUCGUAGAUGGCAGGGGGGGCAGGAGAAGCAAUAGCCCACAGCGGAAGACUGAAAAUGUCGCCGAGGACGACGAGACCGCUAUCGUCACAACGCAAAUCGAGCCAUCCCAAAGAUUGAGCCCAAACCCAGACGCCGACUUCCAAACGCGCUAUCGCGAAAUCAAGUCCCUCGCCUGGAUCUGGGUCAAGAACUACUUCUCCGACAUCACCCCCGAAGCCAAGAAAUCCCUCAACCUUCUCCAUCUAGCCCACACCUCCCCACAGUUAAUGGAAUGCGCGAACUGGAUAUCCUGUUGCGGGCAGAAAAGAACAUGGGAAGGCGUCUUCAACGAGCAGAGAGCGCAGCUUGUUUAUGGCGUACUGGGCAAGAUGCUCGAGGUGCAUGUGUUUGGACAUGAGAUGUUUGGGGCCAAUAAGGAGCAGUUGAGGGAGCUGAGGGAGUUGGAUAUGGAGCUAAUCGACAGUGAUGGCUUCUACCGCCAAAGAUGCCGCGCCCACAAAAUCCUCGCCUUCCUCCCCGACCCCAACACGCCCACCCCAAACUUCCACCACUCCCUCACCGCACUCCACGCCUCCUUCAUCGAAUUACUUUCCCCACUCCUCCCUCAGUCCCCACCGGGACUCCUCCAACCUCAACUCCUCACCAUCCUCCUCAAAGCAGCCACCCUCUCCCUCUCCACGCGCCGUGAGCGGAACGUAGUCUACCACUGGGAAACCCACCCCGCGGUCGGAAGCUUUUUCGAGAGUGAAACCAUGCACAUACUCAACGCGACCGAGCACCGUGAGGAGGAUGACUGGCGGCGGAACACGGAUCUGGAGGUCGUGACAAUGGCGGGGUGGCCGAGCUGCGUGGCGUACCGUCCUAAUGCCGCCGACGGGCCAGGGCCGAAGAAGAAGAAGGGCCCAAAGCCGAAGCUCGGGGUCAACAGGAUCGGAAGGGCAGAAGUGUGCGUGACGUUCGGGCCUGCCGUCAAGCCUUUGAGCGUGCAGCCGGACAAUUGGCUGGGGAAGAGGUUGAGGGUCGAGAUGACGGAGAGGGAUGCGGCGAAGAGGGCCGCAGAUGCAAAGGCGGCUGUUGCGAAGAAGGUGGCGGUGCUGGGGGUGGGGGUGUCGGCGGUGCUGGGGUUGGAGUAUUUGGUUGGACAUCCGUCGACUCUGGAUGAGGUGUUGGGGUAUUUGGGUUCGUUUGUCUGA
This is a messenger RNA of Letharia columbiana, 1605 nucleotides long. RefSeq lists its product as uncharacterized. The record is from RefSeq and is a predicted model, not a curated record. Lineage: Eukaryota; Fungi; Ascomycota; Lecanoromycetes; Lecanorales; Parmeliaceae. The coding region runs from base 1 to 1605 and encodes 534 amino acids. The transcript is spliced from 3 exons.